Molecule: messenger RNA, 1437 nt
Organism: Rotaria sp. Silwood2
Lineage: Eukaryota; Metazoa; Rotifera; Eurotatoria; Philodinida; Philodinidae
Source: the annotation of a GenBank genome assembly
AUGACAACUUUAGAACAAAACAUAGGCGAUGAAGAAGCUCAAUCUGAAAGGACUGGAUAUGUUCCUGAUCCGUUAUUGAAUCCACAAGAAUGUACUACUUCAGAUGUCAUCCCUAUCAAUAACAGUGGCGUUCUUGAUGUCAAUGGCUCAUCAGUAUCAUCCGAUGAGAUUGCUAAUUACUUUUUGCACAAAAUGAAAAAUAAUGAAAAUAAUGAUAAAACAGUUACUGAAAAUGUUUACUUAAUUCCUCAUUCGUCGAAACCCGUCAACGAAUAUUUCAACCCAAAAUUGUUAACAGGUUUAUAUCCAACUUUAUUCUGUUAUGGACGAGGAGCACCUGAAGAUCAAUCACGUCCAAUCGAAAUCAAAUUCAAAGAACAUAUACGGUAUCUAUUAUCUUACAAUGAUCGUCGUUUUGAAACAAGUAACAGUUUUAUAUUUGUAGUCUUCAACUUAUUGCAAAGACGUGAUGCUUGUUUUCAUGCUCAAUUAAUCGCAACAAAGCCUUAUUUUCAAGCAUUUGCUAAUGAAAUCCAAUCAAUAAAUAGCAAACAUAUUGAAAUGGCUCUUGAAAACAAUUCCAAAAGAACACACAGUACAGAAUCCAAUAGUACAUUAAACAAACCUUUACAACAUAUUAAAACUGUUGGUGGUCGAGUAAUGGGUUCAGCAUAUUCAAGAACAGCUUUACGUACUCGAAUUCAUGCACUUAUUUUUAAUCAAGGUCUACCAAGUAUAUUUCUUACGUUAAAUCCAGCCGAUAUUCAUAGUCCUGUAGCAUUAUAUUUUGCUGGCGUUCAACUCAAUCUAGAUAAGAUUCAAAAAGAACAACUUAUGGACACUUACAAAAGAGCUGGAAUUAUAGCAGCUCAUCCAGUUGCUACUGCCAAAUUUUUCCACGUAUUAAUUACCAAUAUGUUAGAUACUAUGAUAAUGGGUGGUGUUCUUGGACCAAUAAAGGCUUAUUUCGGUACUGUUGAAAGUCAAGGCAGAGGUUCACUUCAUUUACACCUUCUUAUUUGGCUUGAUCAUGAUAUGAAACCAGCUGAUAUGAAAGAAAAAAUUCAAGACGCUACUUUUCGUAAUAAGUUAAAAGCAUAUUUAGAAGAUAUUAUCAAAGAAGAUUUAGAUGAUUUCAAAGAUAAACAAGGCAUCGAAUCUUCUAAUAGACCGGAGUCAUUGAACACUCCUGCUCAAUUAUCACAAAACGAUAUUUAUACUGCUUUACGUACUAUUGAUUUGACAAACUUAACAGAAAAUACAUAUAAAUCACCUAUUUGGUCAACGCCGACUAAACAAUACCAACCUUCACCAUCAAUUCCUUACAAGUAUCCGUCGAUUCCAUUUGGAUCACCAUCAAUUCCUUACAGAUCUCCAGCAUCAAGUUCAUUAGUACAAACACCAACACAUGAUCGAUCUGGAUUCGGUAUCAUAUAG